CUGUGAGUAGUAAUGUGAAGAAUGUGUCCACAGUGGACUGGCUUCAGCUGCGGAACAGUUGGAGGAGACCUUCUCUGGACUUUUCUGCCUUAAGGAGCUUCCUCAGUCUUUCUGAAGAUGGAGUCACGCACCAGUGUUCAGUGUAAAAUCGUGCUGGUGGGAGACAGUGAGUGCGGGAAAAGCGCUUUGCUUAAUGUGUUCGUCAAAGACAGCUUUCCAGAGUGCUACGUGCCCACGGUGUUUGAGAACUACACAGCCACCUUCGACCUUGACAUGCAGAGAGUGGAGCUGCGACUGUGGGACACUUCAGGUUCUCCCUACUACGACAACGUGCGUCCUCUCUCCUACCCUGACGCAGACGCAGUCCUCAUCUGCUUCGACAUCAGCCGGCCGGAGACGUUAGACAAUGUGCUGAAGAAGUGGAGAGGAGAGAUUGAGGAGUUCUGUCCGCACACCAAGAGGCUGCUGGUGGGCUGUAAGUCGGACCUGAGAACAGAGCUCUUCACCAAGGCCCACAGCAGACACACUCCAGUAUCAUAUGACCAGGGCUCCAACACGGCCAAGCAGCUGAGCACCCCCUACCUGGAGUGUUCCUCACUGCAGUCUGAGAACAGCAUCAAAGACAUCUUCCAUGUGGCCACGCUGGCCUGUGUCAGCAAAAGUAACAAGAACGUGAAGAGGAGGAAGUCCAGAGCCGCUAAGAGGAUGUCUCAUAGUGGAGGAGACAUGUCAGCUGUAGUGUCCACACAUUACCAGCAGACCAAAGCUAAGAGCUGUGCUGUCAUGUAGACACAGACAGUGCUGAAGCAGGUACUGAUGUGGUUGCUUUGGACACUGGCAGAAUGUGACUUCCAACCACCCUUACCUGCGACUACAGGGAUCUGCUGAGAGGGAUGAACAAUGAGAGCGCUGUGGGGUUUGAUACUGUGAAGACCCCCAGCGCAUGAUGAAAGACGUGAACUUUCCGUAGUUUACAUAUGAGGAACUCGGCAGGUGAUUGGCUGGGUCAUGUGUUCACUACAGCAGGAAGUCUGGAUCUCCUCCCGCUGUGUUCUAGCUGUGAGCUUAAAAAUGUCCGGAGCAACUUCUGAAGACAUUUGCGUUGUCACAUAUAGGUCUUGACGAUUUCAGAAACCUGUGCAUGUGUGAAAGUCACAGCAGCAGCAACAUUAUUUUCUUCCCAUGAUUUUUGUAGAUGUAUGUACAGUUUUUACAUCCUCUGUGCUCUUCCAACUGUUUAAUUUGCAUUUACAAAUCUGUGUUUCGUAUACUCUGUACACAUGUGUUUUUCCUUAGCUGCAUCCAUUUGAUCGCUCAUUUAAGUGAUAGUUCUGGUGUUUUUUAAAUGUGGUGUGGUGUGAGGAAACUGUUCACUCUCCUGCACCAAAGCUCAUAGAGAAAAGGUGCGUUUUUAGCUUACAAAGAAAGGAGCUGCGGCGUAGUUUGGUAAGUUUGCCUCAGUUAUUUAAAUCCAAACAAAAACACUUCCAACGUCAGUGUCACAAAAUAACACAUUUUAACUGACUGAUGGAGGCAACAGGGGGAUCAACAGCUUCUUUGAGUGGUGAUGUGAAAUUGCUGAUUUUCUCUAUGGACUUUGGUGCAGCGAGAGUGAGCAGUUCAUCCAUUUCUCCAGUUUCCUGUUGGUAAAGGCUGUAAGAGUAACAUAUUCUUCAGAUGUCACAGACUUUAGAUGACAUAGACUUUAUUAGGUGAGUGUUUUGUAAAGUGGCUAAAAUGUAGGACAUAGAGCUGUCUACCUGUCUGACACAUCCCAGAGAAAAACACCUUAUCAAAAGCUACUACUUCUUAUGGUUUUAGAAAGAAAAGGAAUACACAGAGAAGGACGGAUAGACAUUCUGACCAAUGUACUGUAUCUCACCUCGCUAUAGUGAACACGAAGGAUGUCUGUGACUUCAUUUUGUUGUGGCAUGUUUACCUGCGCCACCUUUUCCAGGACUAUUCCUGCAGUGGACACAUCUCAUGAGCAGAUAGUGGGGAGUGCACUGUGUCUUGUCAAAUUUUGAAAUUGAAAACAUUUAUGUAAGUGUUUUUGUGCUGUGUUUAUUUUUUUUUAUUUUGUAUUUUUAAAAUAUAUGUUUGAUGAUGUA
This is a messenger RNA of Solea solea (common sole), 2111 nucleotides long. Its product is annotated as rho-related GTP-binding protein RhoE-like. The record is from RefSeq and is a predicted model, not a curated record. The transcript has 5 exons. Gene Ontology annotation, molecular function: GTP binding; GTPase activity. Bases 118 to 789 code for a protein of 223 amino acids. Lineage: Eukaryota; Metazoa; Chordata; Actinopteri; Pleuronectiformes; Soleidae. Gene Ontology annotation, biological process: small GTPase-mediated signal transduction.